Penicillium macrosclerotiorum is the source of this 1167-nucleotide messenger RNA. Its product is annotated as fungal specific transcription factor domain-containing protein. Gene Ontology annotation, cellular component: nucleus. Gene Ontology annotation, biological process: DNA-templated transcription. The coding region runs from base 1 to 1167 and encodes 388 amino acids. NCBI's taxonomy places the organism in Eukaryota, Fungi, Ascomycota, Eurotiomycetes, Eurotiales, Aspergillaceae. The record is from RefSeq and is a predicted model, not a curated record. The transcript has 3 exons. Gene Ontology annotation, molecular function: DNA binding; zinc ion binding.
AUGUCAAAACAGCUGUUCCAAGCUCCUGCACGUCCCUUUCAUGUCUAUAAAGGGAUGUCCAUAUCAGAAUUCAUGUCAAGUGCUUCCGGGAGAUGGGAGACAGUUGGUAUGGUAUUCUGUGUGACUGGACUCGCGACCGAGUGGAUAUCUGAGGAUGACCUUAUCCUCCGAAAACAUGACUCUGUAGACACGAAAGUUCUUGCGACAACCGCAAGUACUGUCUGUGAUAUAUGUCUACAGUUUUGCGAUAGUGUUGGUAUCGUGAACGACCUUGUUAGCUGGCUGCUGGUGCACCAGACGGCACUUUUGGCAAUCGUUUAUGGCGAGAGUGACUACCGGCCAUGGAAAAAAUUAGGAGAUCUUGCAACGGCCAUUUUUGCACUUGGUCUUCAUCAAGAUUCAAGUCAGACAACCCCCUUCUUCUUAAACGAACUACGAAAGCGUACAAUGGUGGCUGCAUUCACAAUGGACAAGGAGUUAGCUACAUUUUUGGGCCGUCCCCCUCUCAUCAGUUGGCGGUAUUGUAAUAUCUCCUACCCACUUGAUGUGAGCUUCGAAGAAUUGCUGGUGGAACCUACACCUACAGACGAUGUAAUUGCCCGCCUGCAGAAAAACCAGGGGUGGAAUUCGAAGGAUACUUUGACAAAGGGGUCCUGGGCUAGAAUAAUCCUUCUUCGGAGUAUUCAGCGUGAAAAGGUCCUCGAGCUUUCACUGGGAUCCCAAAGUGAAGACUUGCAAGCAAAAGUCAGUGCAUCGCAUCAGAUGUGUUAUUUCGGAUUACCUGCGGCUGGAAUUUUGUGUGCAGAGCUUCUGCGUCAAAGCCAGUCACCUGCACCAGACAAACCUACCGAGUUUCCUCGAUCAGAGGUGAUCCAAUCUCUGAGCGUCUUUGCAUCUCACCUGGAAAAUCUUAUACAGCCUAAUGAGGGCAACUAUCACGUCUCACAGCAGGGUCAGAGAAGCAUUGGUCGCGUCCUUGAUCAGGUUCUCUCCGUCAAUAGCCCACCUUCCACAGUCCAGGUAUUGGAUGCACUAAAUAAAGGCUCUCUUUUUGAAGAUUUGUUCCAGGAUGUCAACGAAAAUGACCGUGGAGCGUUACUAGACUGGCUAGGUGGGACAGUGGAACAUAGGCCAGAUUCAUGGCUAGGAUGGGUGAAUUUCAGCUAG